CACAGAUUAGCGGUAAAGGGGGACAGCAGUCCGCUGGCUCGCUCCCUGCCUAAGGUGCGUGGAUUGCGUUCAUCAGCCUAAAUGACCUCAAACAGUUAACGGAUGGAUUAUAAUAUGGAUGGAUAUUUGGACCAGCAAGUGCCUUAUACUUUAGCAAACGUAAACAAGUCGCAAGGAAAUGGGCCCUUAAACAGAAUAUUGAUGGCGACAAAAAGAAAAUGCAUCGAUACGGAAUUACCCCCUCAGGAAUCUGAAGACCUCUUUCAGGAUUUAAGCCAACUUCAGGAGACAUGGCUCACAGAAGCUCAGGUUCCGGACAGCGAUGAGCAGUUUGUCCCUGACUUCCACUCAGAAAACUCGGUUGCGUUCCACAGUCCUCCAGUGAAGAUCAAGAAGGAGCCUCAGAGUCCUGGCUCCAAUCCCAGCCAGUCCUGCAGCCACACACAGACCUUCACUUACCCAAAUGCGGAGCAGUGCCUUUACGCCAGUGCCUAUGAGCAGAAGAGAGCCACAGGCCCCAAAACUACCAGCCGAGGGACGCCUCUGUCUCCCAUGCAGCACUAUUCCCCAAAACCAUCCCUGAGUGCACGGCCCGACUCAACGUACAUCAACCCGCCCACCACACAGCCACUCCCCAGCCUUGGUUACCCCAUGGAUCACAGCUCCAGGUACCCCCAGCAUUUGGCAGAAAUGUGCCCUCCAUAUCCCCCUCCAGGCCAGGCCCUGCAGCAGGCACACCGUGCUCCAGGUGGAGGUGGGGGUGGUGGAGGAGGGGGAGGCAGUUACCAUCGCCAGCUGUCUGAUCCCUGCAUGCCCUACCUGCAGCAGAGCUUCAAGCAGGAGUAUCUGGACCCCUUAUACGACCAAGCUGCCCACAUGGCUGGAGCUCCCCCCCAACGAUACCCUCCCGCUCACAUGAUGGUUAAGCAAGAGCCUGUGGACUAUGCCUAUGAGCCAGGCUAUCCUUUUGAGAAUGAUUCCCGCGUUGUCCCAGAGAAAUUUGAAGCUGAGGUGAAGCAGGAAACAGGCAGUGUAUUUCGUGAGGGUGCCCCCUAUCAGCGCCGGGGCUCCCUGCAGCUCUGGCAGUUCCUAGUGGCCCUGCUGGAUGACCCUGCUAACACUCAUUUCAUUGCCUGGACCGGCCGGGGCAUGGAGUUCAAACUCAUCGAGCCAGAGGAGGUGGCGAGGCUGUGGGGGAUGCAGAAGAACCGUCCAGCCAUGAACUACGACAAGCUGAGCCGCUCUCUGCGCUACUAUUAUGAGAAGGGCAUCAUGCAGAAGGUGGCGGGGGAGCGUUAUGUGUACAAGUUUGUGUGUGAGCCAGAGGCACUUAUUUCCCUGGCCUUCCCUGACAAUCAGCGGCCCAGCCUGAAGGCCGAGUUUGAUCGCUAUGUCAACGAGGAGGACACUGUGCCCCUGUCCCACCUGGAUGAAGCAGUGCCCUUCUCCCUUGAGCAGGCUGGCGUCAACAUGGACCCCCAGCCCUACUCCAAAGGAUAUAUGUACUAAUGCCUCCCUUCCCACUCCUCUCCUCCACCCUCUACACCUCUUGCACAUGCCCACCCU
Messenger RNA from Megalops cyprinoides (Indo-Pacific tarpon), 1566 nucleotides. Its product is annotated as ETS translocation variant 4-like. Gene Ontology annotation, biological process: cell differentiation; regulation of transcription by RNA polymerase II. NCBI's taxonomy places the organism in Eukaryota, Metazoa, Chordata, Actinopteri, Elopiformes, Megalopidae. The record is from RefSeq and is a predicted model, not a curated record. Gene Ontology annotation, molecular function: DNA-binding transcription factor activity, RNA polymerase II-specific; sequence-specific DNA binding. Gene Ontology annotation, cellular component: nucleus. The coding region runs from base 103 to 1509 and encodes 468 amino acids. The transcript has 12 exons.